Messenger RNA from Corylus avellana, 2751 nucleotides. The record is from RefSeq and is a predicted model, not a curated record. NCBI's taxonomy places the organism in Eukaryota, Viridiplantae, Streptophyta, Magnoliopsida, Fagales, Betulaceae.
AUGGCAUCCUCCGUUUUCGUUUCCAUUUCCAUUGUGGUCUUAGCAUGUAUGCUGUUGUGUGGAACUUAUUUGGAUAGUGGAGCUCAUUUUGUGGGAGCAUCUGAAUUAUCAGCACUACAACUAGAAGCAAAGGCUCUUCUGGAGGCGGGAUGGUGGAGUGGUUACAGGAACAGCAACGAUACCUCAACUCGUUGCAACUGGGCUGGUAUUACUUGCAAUGCUGGUGGAAGCGUUACAGAGAUUCACUUGACUAAUAAUCAGAUCUAUCUAGAUAAGUUAAAUCUCAACUUCUCUUUCUUCCCUAAUUUAGUCCGUCUUAAUCUAUCCCAUAAUUAUUUUGGGGAGAGUAUUCCACUUAAGAUAGGUACUCUAUCGAAACUCACUUUUCUUGAUUUGUCUAGUAAUUAUUUUCAUGGGAGUAUUCCACUUGAGAUAGGUACUUUAUCGAAACUCACUUAUCUUGAUUUGUCCAACAAUAAUCUUGAAGGGAGUAUUCCACUUGAGAUAGGUACUCCAUCGAAACUUACUUAUCUUGAUUUGUCCAACAAUAAUCUUCAAGGGAGUAUUCCACUUGAAAUGGGUACUCUAUCGAAACUUACUUAUCUUGAUUUGUCCAACAAUAAUCUUCAAGGGAGUAUUCCACUUGAAAUGGGUACUCUAUCGCGACUCUCUCACCUUCAUCUGUCCAACAAUAACUUGACAGGUACGCUGCCUCUUUUACUUGCAAACCUCACCCAAUUAGUGAGGUUUGACAUUUCUUUUAAUCAAAUCACUGGUUUCAUCCCUGAAAGAUUGGGAAAUUUGAAGAACCUGGUUGAGUUUCAUUUGAAUGAAAAUAACUUCAUUGGACCAAUCCCUUCAUCUCUUGGGCUUUUAGUUAAUCUCACGGGUCUGGAUAUGCAUGGAAAUCAAAUCAAUGGUUUCAUACCACCAGAAUUGGGGAUGCUAAACAAUUUGCGCUACUUGGACCUAAGCAAUAACAAGCUCAUUGGUCCAAUCCCUUCGACUCUGAGCCAUUUAAGUAUUUUGAACCUUUCAAGGAAUCAAAUCAAUGGUUCCAUACCAUCAGAAAUGGGAAUGCUAAACGAUUUGGCCUACUUGGACCUAAGCAAUAACAAGCUCAUUGGUCCAAUCCCUUCGACUCUAGGCCAUUUAAGUAUUUUGAAUUAUUUGGACCUUUCAAGAAAUCAAAUCAAUGGUUCCAUACCAUCAGAAAUGGGGAUGUUGAAGAACUUGUUCAAAAUGGACCUUUCCAGGAAUCAAAUCAGUGGUCCAAUCCCUUCAACUAUAGGCAAUUUAACUGGUUUGCAUGCUUUGAUGCUUAGUGCAAAUCAAAUCAAUUGUUCCAUCCCGGUUGAAAUGGAGAAUUUGAAGAAUUUGGAUCUUUUGUUUCUCGAUCAAAAUAAUCUCACCGGCAAUCUUCCCUUUUUUUUGCCUUAUAGUAUGAGUCACAAUUUGUCAUAUAAUUCGUUCAAUUGUGCAAUUCCAUGUGAAUAUUAUUAUAAUGCUUCUUCACAUUAUGCAUACGACAUGUUAAUUGGCAACAAGGAUUCAUGCAAUGGUAGCUUCAAGGUUUUCCGUCCUUGCCCUGAGUUUUCCCCGACUACUAACAAAUCAAGAAUAACCAAACUAGAAAUUUUGGUUCCAAUCGCCAUUUUUCUUGGAUUCAUAGUUCUUGGCGGCUUUCUUCACUCGAGAUGCAAGGUUAAGAAGACCCAGUCUAACUCAAAAGAAACAAAGAAUGGGAACUUGUUCUCGAUAUGGAAUUACGAUGGACAUAUUGCAUAUGAAGAUAUCAUUGAAGCAACCGAGGACUUUGACAUAAAAUAUUGUAUUGGAACAGGUGGUUAUGGCAGCGUUUACAAAGCAAAAUUACCUGGUGGCAAAGUGAUUGCCUUGAAGAAACUUCAUCGAUUGGAGGCUGAGAAUCCAACUUUUGAUAUGAGUUUCAAGAACGAGGUAAAAGUGUUAACAGAAAUUCGGCAUCGAAAUAUUAUAAAACUUCAUGGGUUCUGUUUACAUAGACGAUGCAUGUUUUUGGUUUAUGAGUAUAUGGAAAGGGGAAGCCUAUUUUGUGUCCUGAGCAAUGAUGUUGAAGCUAUAGAAUUGGAUUGGAGCAAGAGGGUGAACGUCAUCAAAGGCACCGCCCAUGCCUUAUCCUACAUGCAUCAUGAAUGCAUUCCAACAAUUGUUCAUCGAGAUAUAACAAGCAACAAUAUUUUAUUAAACUCGAAACUAGAGGCUUUUGUCUCUGACUUUGGCACUGCUAAACUCCUUGAUCCUGAUUCCUCCAAUCAAACAUUAAUUGCGGGCACUUACGGUUAUAUUGCUCCAGAGUUGGCCUAUACAAUGAAAGUUACUGAAAAAUGCGACGUUUAUAGCUUUGGAGUGGUGGCAUUGGAAAUAUUAAUGGGAAGACAUCCAACGGAACUCUUAACUUCAUUAGCAUCACCGUCUUCUCAAAACGUGAUGUUACAUGAAAUAUUAGACCAACGUUUGCCACCUCCAACUUAUCUGGUUGCACAGGAUAUUUUUCUUGUCGCUGCAAUAGCAUUUGCAUGCCUCCAAAUCAAACCAAAGUCUCGGCCUACAAUGAAAUACGUGUCUCAAGAAUUUCUUUCUCGAAAGAAGCCAAUAGCCAAGCCUUUACAUGCAUUUUCACUAUGGCAGCUAAGGAACCAAGAAAUAUAUAUGGCUGGAUCAGGGGAUGAAACUCAAUUAUGAAGUGCUUGUUAUUAGGUUGAGUAUCAU